This is a messenger RNA of Meira miltonrushii, 1267 nucleotides long. RefSeq lists its product as uncharacterized. The coding region runs from base 266 to 841 and encodes 191 amino acids. The record is from RefSeq and is a predicted model, not a curated record. NCBI's taxonomy places the organism in Eukaryota, Fungi, Basidiomycota, Exobasidiomycetes, Exobasidiales, Brachybasidiaceae. The transcript has 2 exons.
AAAAGGGAAAUCGAGUCGAACAUUCUAUUGGGAGAUAACGAUAUUCAAUAAUCAUCAUCCUAUCGCAAAUGAAAUAACGACCAACCGAAACAAUAACAACAACAGCUGCAACAAAUAAACAACUCUCCCCUCUCUUGCACUUCGGAAAUUUACUUGCAUUGCAAACAAUAGUUGAUGAACAUUCAUCAAUCGCAAUAAGUCGCAUCUAUCCCCUUGCUUAUUUAGCCACCAUCUGCCAGUCCAACAUCGCAGUGGCAAUCACAUCAUGUCCGUUCAAGAGAAAGGAUCAACACUGUCCGAUGUGGCAUCUAGUCAUGACGCAAGCGGACCCUCUUCGCCCGUAAACACACAAUCACCAACAACACUUCAAUCAACAAUCAAGUCACAGCAACAUAGGAAAUCCAAUAGUGCUUUCUCACAAGCAGGUAUACCGUCUGACAAGAUUCGAUUAGACGUUUUGCUCAUCUCUGGACAACGGAGGUUCUUCCUUGUGGAUCCCGCAAAUACCGUCAAAGCCGUUCGUGAGAAGGUUUGGGAUGAAUGGCCACAAGAUUGGCCACCUAAACCUACUUCGUUGAACUCGAUGCGCAUUCUACAUCUAGGGCACAUUCUUGACGAUAAAGUGAUCCUAUGUCCUCCCACAACCAGCGGCAAAUCAAAUCAACAAACCUUAAGUCCAGGAGCAAUGACGCCCGGAAAGAGUACAGUUGUGCAUUUACUGAUACGGCAAGAACCACAAAAAAGUUCAAAAGAAGAUGAUUCUCCAAAGGACAAGCUCAAGAAAUCAUCGGAAGCGGAAGAAGAUUCACAAUCAGGUUGCUGUGGCUGUGUUAUUAGCUAGGUGCUUGUCAUUAGUCGCUCUUCUACAUCACUUGUGCCACAGUCUCAUAACACCACACAGCACACCCUUUGGACGUGCAAGGUCUAUUCAUGUCAAGACACUUUUCUCAUCGGAUUUCUGGACUGAUCUACAUCAUGGAAGGAAGCAUUACUCAUACUCUCAAAUCUUUUCAUCGGAAUGUGCAGCAAAAUGAGCAAUCAAAAGCGCUCGGAACGUCCCUACUCUUUCCCCGGUUCUCUGCUAAUUCAAAGAUGAUGCCAAGUCUGGCUUUCAUCUUCUUUACGACACAUACUCCUCUCUUUCUUGGCUUUUCUAUUUUCAUGUGUACUUAUAUAACCGCUUCUUUCGCCUUCAUUUGACAACCAGCUUCUGAUGAGCUUAUUGCCUCUCUCUCUAUGUAUUAUUAUUAUUUCACAUGCCCUCCUC